This is a messenger RNA of Melitaea cinxia (Glanville fritillary), 2675 nucleotides long. RefSeq names its product protein O-mannosyl-transferase 2 (gene twisted). NCBI's taxonomy places the organism in Eukaryota, Metazoa, Arthropoda, Insecta, Lepidoptera, Nymphalidae. Gene Ontology annotation, molecular function: dolichyl-phosphate-mannose-protein mannosyltransferase activity. Gene Ontology annotation, biological process: protein O-linked glycosylation via mannose. The transcript is spliced from 16 exons. Gene Ontology annotation, cellular component: membrane; endoplasmic reticulum. The record is from RefSeq and is a predicted model, not a curated record.
AUGACUGAGAAAAGUAAAUCGUCAACCUCACAAAAUAAUAAAAUAUGGUGGUUAUCAUUUGGAAUUCUCUGUGGAGCUACGUUUCUCACUCGCUUCUACAAAGUUUUAGAACCAGAUCACGUUUGUUGGGAUGAAACACAUUUUGGCAAAAUGGCAAGUUGGUAUAUAAAUCGAACAUUCUUUUUUGAUGUUCAUCCUCCACUUGGAAAGAUGCUCAUUGCCCUGUCGGGGAAGCUGACAGGAUAUGAUGGAACAUUUCCAUUCGAAAAACCUGGUGAUAAAUAUGACGGAGCUAGAUAUGAGGGGAUGAGAAUUUUUUGUACUACCCUGGGAGCUUUGACAAUUCCACUAACAUUUUUAACAUUGUGGGAAAUGACAAAAUCACUUGACUGUACUUUUAUAGGAACUUUACUUUUAAUUUGUGAUGUUGGAUUCCUAACUCUUAAUAGAUAUAUUUUGCUUGAUCCCAUUCUGUUGUUUUUCAUGAGCUGCUCAAUUUAUGGAGCUUUUAAGGUUCGAUCUCUUACUGACGCCGGCCUUGGGCCAUUCAGCACAAGAAUGAUUUGCUGGCAAUUAUUUUUGGGUGCAUCACUUGCUUGUACCAUGUCUGUUAAGUUUGUCGGUCUGUUCGUUGUUUUGUUUGUUGGUCUUCGAACUAUCGCUGAUUUGUGGAAUAUUUUGGGUGACUUGACGAAACCUGUUACCUUAACAAUGAAACAUCUAAUUGGAAGAAGCAUCACUCUGAUAUUGUGGCCGAUUAUUUUGUAUGUCUUCUUUUUCUGGAUCCACUUAACCGUACUCAGUAAAAGUGGUAAUGGCGAUGGAUUCUACUCAUCUGGUUUUCAAGCACGUUUAGAAGGCAACAGUCUUCACAAUGCGAGUGCUCCAAGAAUUCUAGCAUAUGGAGCAGUCAUUACGUUAAAGAACCAUCGAACUGGUGGAGGUUAUUUACACUCCCACUUUCAUCUAUACCCAGCUGGGGUGGGGGCAAGACAGCAGCAGAUAACGACGUACACGCACAAGGACGACAACAACCGCUUCAUAGUCCGGCCGUACAACCGCGCCAGCGCGGAGGGCGUGCAGGCGGUGCGCGGCGGCGACCUGCUGCGCCUCACGCACGCCGCCACGGGCCGCAACCUGCACUCGCACCGCGAGCGCGCGCCGCUCUCGCACAAGCUGCUGCAGGUCACCGGCUACGGGGAGGAUGGUGUCGGCGACGCAAACGAUGUUUGGAAGGUUAUUAUAUCCGGUGGUAAAGAUGGAGAUGAAAUACAAACUGUUCGCAGCAAGAUUAUGUUCGUGCAUUAUUUACAGGCAUGUGUUCUUACAACAACUGGUAAACAACUGCCGAAAUGGGGAUACGAACAGCAAGAGGUCGCUUGCAAUCCCAAUUUGCGGGACAAAAACGCACUCUGGAAUGGCCUUAAUUUAUUUUUCAUUGCAGUACCAAAAAUCAGUUUCGAAGCUUACGCCUCUGGUUUCUUUGAACGUUUAAUAGAAUCUCAUGCAGUGAUGUUACAAGGGAAUGCCGGUCUUAAACCUAAGGAGGGAGAGGUUACUUCUCAACCCUGGCAGUGGCCAAUUAAUUACAGGGGACAAUUUUUUUCGGGCAGCUCACACAGGAUUUACUUGUUGGGCAAUCCAAUAGUAUGGUGGGCAAAUCUCGCGUUCCUCGCUAUAUUCUUUUUGGUGUUUGUUUUUAACGCUGUGAGAGAAAAACGAGCAAGAGCCCUUGGAAAUUUUUAAGUUCCCACGGCGCCCGCAGACGAACACUCGGGCGUGUUGCUUACCGCGGCGCGCUGGGCCGGCGCGGGCUGGGCGCUGCACUACGUGCCCUUCUGGGCGAUGGGCCGCGUGCUGUACUUCCACCACUACUUCCCCGCCCUCGUCUUCAGCUCCAUGCUCACCGGUAUCUUAACAGUUUAUUUACUGAGAAGUAUAAGAAGUUAUUUAAGCGAAGAACUGGGCAGAGCCGCUUACCAGUGUGUGAUGGGGCUUGUUAUUUCCACGACGGUAUAUAGUUUCUACCUGUUCUCGCCUCUCGCCUACGGUAUGAAUGGACCUUUAGCUCACGAACCAAAUUCAACUAUGAGCGGAUUGAAGUGGCUCGAAUCUUGGGAAUUUUAAGAAUAUGCUACUAAUUAUUAGACACACUCCAGCGAGAAGUACUUUCACAGUGAAAUUAUUAAAUUAAAUUUUAUUAGAACACAUUGUUACCAUCACAACAUUAUAAAGUGUUUCAAGGCUGAAUCCUAAUUUUUUUUAAGAAAGGUGUUACAAGGAUGUUCUGACUUUAUAUAGAAGUAUGUUUUAACACGCCGUUGUUAUUUUGUCAAAUUUAAUAUUUGUCUUAACCUUAUACAUAAGUAAUUGUAACCAUCUAUUUUUUUUUCUAAAUUAUUUUAUUUAUUUAUGGAAUCGGUUCAGACAGUACAUUAGGGAAUAGUCAAUAGAGUAUUCAAAUUAUAUUUAUAUAGAUUGUGCCAAUAAUUCUAUUUUUAGAUAAAUUCUAUUAUAUUGUACUUAAAGAUCUGAUAUAUUUCGUAAACGUUUCCGUCCAUAAUUGUAAGCAAUACUACAAUUAUAAUGUAUGAAAUAUUUGCAAUAAUAUGUUAAUUUAUAAUUUUUUAAAUACAGUUUAUUAUAUAACAAAAAUAAAAAUAUGUAAUUAAAAA